Messenger RNA from Anopheles bellator, 1230 nucleotides. RefSeq lists its product as uncharacterized. The coding region runs from base 72 to 767 and encodes 231 amino acids. The transcript has 2 exons. NCBI's taxonomy places the organism in Eukaryota, Metazoa, Arthropoda, Insecta, Diptera, Culicidae. The record is from RefSeq and is a predicted model, not a curated record.
UGCCUGGCAGGAUCGUUUUCUCCGCCAUUCAUGUCGUUACGGUGAGGGAAACGGAACGUUCCAGUGUAACGAUGGCAAGCCUUGCGACAGUAAUUUGCUGCGCCUUUCUGCUGGCCACCUGUGGCUUAGUAGGACAUGUAGACGGUCACGGAAUGGCGCUGGAUCCAAUUGCACGAGGAUCACGCUGGCGCUGCAAUCCGUUGGCGCUUCCAAACUACACGGACAACGAGCUGUUUUGCGGUGGCUUCCAAGUGAACUGGAACACGCACGGUGGAAAGUGUGGUGUGUGUGGCGACAACUAUGGGGAUCCCGAACCGCGACGCCACGAGUUGAACGGUAUUUACGGCCAGGGCGAUAUCGUGAGGCAGUAUUUGCGAGGGAGUGUGAUCGAGGCGCGCAUUCGCAUCACGGCCAACCACCGAGGGCACUUUUUCUUCGACGUGUGCAAUCUCGAUACGGGUGCGGAGGACGAAAGUUGCUUCAACCAGUACCCGCUGUACCUGGUCGAUGGAAGCCGUGAGUGGCCGCUUCCCUCAACGGACCCCGGAGAGUAUUACAUCAGCCUCAAGCUGCCCGAUGCGCUCGUGUGCAGUCACUGUGUGUUCCGAUGGACAUAUGUAGCAGGCAACAACUGGGGUUACUGUCCCGACGGAACGGGUAAGCUUGGCUGUGGGCCGCAGGAAACAUUCAAAACGUGCUCCGAUGUGCGGAUAGCAAACUCGGCCGACUUUGUGCCAAACUUUGCGUACUGUACAAAAUCGGUUUAGCGGAAUCUUUUUGAGUGAUCUGAGUGCUGAAAAAGACCUUUCUCGAAGGAGUGUCCCACGUCAACAACGGAAACCCGAUAUUUUUAUCUACGCCAAACAUUAUUUCAAUUUUAUUCCACGUUUAAAAUACAAAUCCUCUUCAGUCAGGCGGAGUGGAAUAAUUAUGUACGACAUGUAGUGGCAACGGGUGAUUCUCUUAGGGAAGAAGUGUUUUUCUUUGUAAUCUUUAGUUCCGCUCUUAUUCUGUUUUCUCGCAAAGUUCCUAUUGUUUCACACGAGCACAUACAGGCACCUACAAUGCGUACACAUCUAGUCUACGCGUUUCCAUUCAUUCUUAUGCUCCUCGUUCAACCUGUGACUACUUAUAAUGAACCUAUUCUGCUCUAUUCCUACGCACAAACGUGAGUUCCUAGUUGUAGUAAUCGCGCAAAACCCAUGCUUGAAAUAAAGGAAACUAGUGUAA